This is a messenger RNA of Perca flavescens (yellow perch), 1566 nucleotides long. RefSeq names its product TAF7 RNA polymerase II, TATA box binding protein (TBP)-associated factor (gene taf7). Gene Ontology annotation, cellular component: transcription factor TFIID complex. Gene Ontology annotation, biological process: transcription initiation at RNA polymerase II promoter; RNA polymerase II preinitiation complex assembly. NCBI's taxonomy places the organism in Eukaryota, Metazoa, Chordata, Actinopteri, Perciformes, Percidae. The coding region runs from base 165 to 1253 and encodes 362 amino acids. The transcript has 12 exons. Gene Ontology annotation, molecular function: RNA polymerase II general transcription initiation factor activity. The record is from RefSeq and is a predicted model, not a curated record.
GUAUCAAAAGUCUAUACAAUCACCAUUUGCAUGUUCGUCUCGGCCAUGCAAGCUUCGUAUAGCUGAUUUUUUGUUGUUGUAGUAAUCAAAACCAACAUAUUGGGUUAUUUUUACUCAUUUAAGUACAUUUAUGCUGCUGCACCGUCCAAAUUACAAAAACGAAGAUGACAUCUAAACUGAAAGUUGGGAAGGUCGGCUCAAAGAGUAAGGAGGAUGCUCCCUAUGAGUUGGAAAGCCAGUUUAUCCUCAGGCUUCCUUCGGAGUAUGCCUCAACAGUAAGAAGGAUUGCCCAGUCAAGCAGUAUGAACAUAAAAGACAGACUCACCAUCGAGUUGCACCCUGAUGGUCGUCAUGGCAUAGUGAGAGUAGACCGCGUCCCUUUGGCCUGCAAACUGGUGGAUCUGCCCUGUAUGAUUGAGUCUCUGAAAACGGUGGACAAGAAGACAUUUUACAAAACUGCUGAUGUCUGCCAGAUGCUGGUAUGUACACUAGAUGGAGACCUUUACCCUCCUUUAGAGGAGCCAACUGGGACCGACCCCAAGAGCAAGAAGAAAGACAAAGACAAGGACAAGAAAUUUGUUUGGAACCAUGGCAUCACCUGCCCUCUAAAGAACACACGCAAGAGAAGAUUUCGGAAAACUGCGAAAAAGAAGUACAUUGAAUCUCCUGAUGUGGAAAAGGAGGUGAAGAGAUUGCUAAGCACAGAUGCUGACGCUGUCAGUGUCCGGUGGGAAAUCAUAGCAGAAGAUGAGUCCAAAGAAGCAGAUCAGCACAGCUCUCUGGCCAACCUGGACUCCUCACCUGGCACCUCGGGACACAAGAUGGGUCAUGGGUCCUCUGCCCAGCGUGACGAACUGAGAGAGAUCUUCAACGACAUCAGCAGCUCCAGUGAGGAUGAGGAGGACGAAGGGGACCGGCACGAGGACGAGGACCUGAAUAUCAUGGACACGGAGGAUGAUCUGGUCCAACAGCUCCAAGAGAAACUCAACGAGUCCGAUUCUGCACAGCAUGAAAGUGAUAGAAACAACCAGAUAGUUAUGGAGUAUCAGGUGCAGAUCAACGGCGUCAAGGCCAAGCUUCAGGAAACCCGCGCCCGAAAGAAACAGCAGGAGGAGCUCAUCAUGAAAGUGGAAAAUCAGGCCCUCAAAAACCGCUUCCAAGCUUUGUUGGAUGAGAUUAUUCAGCAGGAGGAGCGAGAGAUGGAGCAGCUGGCCUCCCUGCAGGAGCAGCUGGACUCACUGAUAGAGAAGUGACCACCAGGGGGCAGCCUAAUGUCAUCUUCAGCACAUACACACACAUGAAGAGGAGGAGAGCCUUCAUCCAAGGAGGAGGGAGUCUUUAUUCGCUGACUUGCUGUGUCAUUCCUUUGUUUGUCAUCUCCAUACAUUAAACAUACAGCAUACUCUUUUAUGUAUUAAAAGUCAAUAUUUUUUAUUAGGUUGACAAAAGUUGUUUAUUACGUUAUGAUUCAAGUAUUUGAUUGGCUUCAACUGUGCGUAUUUUUGCUUUUCAUUUUAAAGUAAAUGUACUCUUAGCCAACUCACAAUAAAUUACAGUGAUACACAA